Messenger RNA from Girardinichthys multiradiatus, 2503 nucleotides. Its product is annotated as macrophage mannose receptor 1-like. The record is from RefSeq and is a predicted model, not a curated record. Bases 27 to 1016 code for a protein of 329 amino acids. Lineage: Eukaryota; Metazoa; Chordata; Actinopteri; Cyprinodontiformes; Goodeidae. The transcript has 6 exons.
GCUGUAGUCAGACUGAAAAUUCAACAAUGGACCGCUGUUUCACUGUGAUGAUUCUUCUGUUUUUUGGAUUUACUCUCGGCUCCUGCUCAGAAGAACGGGAGUUUCACUACAUCAACAUACUUAAGACCUGGAAUGAGGCACGACAAUACUGCCAAGAGAAAUACACCGACCUCGCCAAGAUUGAAAGCAGAGAGGACAUAAGCAGGCUGAGCUCUCCUUUUUCCUACAGCUGGGUGUGGAUUGGUCUCAGGGACGACCCACAGUCGUGGAAAAACACAAUGGGGACUGAUGCCAACUCCUGGAGAUGGUCAACAACUGGAGAAACUGGAAAAACAGAUUACCACAAGUGGAGUCCGGGUGAACCCAACUACGGAGACGCACGAGAAAUGUGUGUAGUGAUGACCAGUACAGGAGAGUGGGCUGAUCGGACAUGUAGCCUACACCGAAACUUCAUCUGUUUCAUCAUUACAGAGACAAACGAGAAGGAAUUUGUGUACAUCUCAGUCCAGGAAACAUGGAGUUCUGGUAUGACAUACUGCAGAACAUACUACAGAGACCUCGCAAUGAUCAAGAACGAGGCAGAAAACACUGAAGCCAAAAGGGCAAAUCCAACAACUGCCGAAGUUUGGAUCGGUCUCUACAGAGUGCCUUGGAUUUGGUUCGACAAGAGCCAAACUCUCUUUCAACCAUGGCUCUCCCACUCUUUCAAUAAUAACGGUGGUAAACAGCACUGUGGAACUGAAAAUAACCUACAUCAGUGGGCUGACGAAAACUGUGAAUACAAGAAAGGCUUCAUCUGCCAUCAAGUUUUAAAGAAGACCACCGCUGUGAAGAUGACGACUGUAAAGAUAAAGUCUGUGACUAACAUCAAGUGGACCGAUCCAGCUAUAAACUCCCAGAUCCUCCAGCAGCUUGGCACUUUGCUAACCCGUCAGGGAUGGACCGACAUCAAAUUGCGAUGGAAGAGUCUGCCAAGCAAAAAUCACAAGGAGGAAUGCACAAAAUCACAUGUUUAAUGUUUUUAUCCUUCUGUCAUGCUGAACAAGGAACAAGGAAAACAUAGAGUUAAACUAAUACGAAGUCCAAGCUCUAAUGUCACUAUUGGCCAGGAUCCAAUCAAGAAGUUAAUAUCUGGUGUCUGAGAUAGGAUUGCAGAAGUUAUAAAGUAGAGGGAUAAACAACCGCAAAUAUUGACAAGAAUUUGCUAUUAAAAGCCUGUGAAAUGUAUUUGAUUGUUGCCCAGAGAAACAUGUAAAACCAAAAUCUAAACAUCCUCAAGAUGCCAAACAUUUCUUUCGCUGCCACAACAGAAAAAUGAAAUCAACAUUUACAUGGACUUUUACAGAGUUGCCAGUCCUGUUGAGAAGAAGGAAUGAACCAUUUAAAACAGGUUUGGAUUUCAACCAUUAAACAGCCUUUAGGAAAUAAAAUACAACUUCAAAGAGGAGUACAACUCCCAAAGAACUCCUUUUAAGCAAGCUACGUCCAUCUCAUCCAGUGAGACAGUAAAAAUAAGGAGAUAUAUAGCACUAAUAAAUAACUCCAGCAUGGUGCCAAGCCCCAAGUUAAGGGUUACAACUGGUUGUAAAAAAAGAAGCAAAAGGAAAGUUAGGAAUUGGUUAAGUGGGGUAUAAAUGACCAACAAUGUGCCAUUUGGUGCAUUGCUGUAUUUGGAGAAAAUGCUGGGAACACAAAAAUGGACAUGAGUUUCAUCUAGAAGGUGGGAAACAGUUCAAAGCUGCAAACGGUCUGAGUUCAAGCCUCAGGAACCCGUUACUCAUGCUGGUCACCGCUCACUGCAAAGGAAGUUAAGUCUUCAUCACUUUAAUUAUUUUGUUCAUGUAAAUAUAAAAGGUGAAAUUUAACAAAAACCAAAGGAUAUGACUCAUGUGACAACACUGAAUGAAUUUAUGGUUUUACCUAAAAUAUUUCUGCAGUCAUGGUUGCAAACGUUGGAUCUUCUUAUCCAUUUCAAGCAGAUGGACCGCAUACAAAUGACUUUCAAAAAUCAAAUAUACAAAACUGUCUCUCAAAGCAAAUGUCUAAAAAUACAAGCUGUAAACAUUUUUCACUUAGCAUUUUUUUAGUGAAACAUUGUAAAUGCAUGGAGGGAAAACGGUUAUCCCAAAACCUGAAGAAAGCAGCGCCCUCCAUCUUUCCUCAAGCCAAUCAAUAGGCACCCUCUUAAUCUUUAUCUAAAAAUAAUUCCUGACUUUUGAAGCAUUUUUAGGCCUCCAAACAGUCACACUUAUUUAGCAUAAUAAUAAAUAGAUUUUAGGAAAUCUGACAGUAGCCUCUAAAGCAGGGGUGUCCAAAGUGCAGCCUGGGGCCCAUUUGCUUUUAAUAUGUUUUGAAUCUACAAUCAUCCAUUACAAUCCUUCCAAUAGAAAGUACUCCUAGAUCAGUGCUUCUUUGUUCUUUGUGUGUCUCUGCUCUGUUCUCUCAAACCCCCAGUAGGUCGUGGCAGAAGGCCGCUCACACUGAGCCUGGUUCUACUGGAAUG